UUGACUGAAGGUUAUGUUGGCUCUCUGCAUGAAAACAGACAUGGUAGUUCUGUGCAGAUACGGAGGCGGAAGGCUUCGGGGGAUCCUUACUGGGCGUACUCGGGUACCUAUGGUCCCGAGCACUGGGUUACUUCCAGCGAGAAGUGCGGAGGGUCUCACCAGUCUCCCAUAGACAUCAUAGACCAUCAGGCGCAUGUUGGAGAUGAGUAUCAAGAACUGCAGCUUGAUGGUUUUGACAAUGAAUCUUCGAACAAGACUUGGAUGAAAAACACAGGAAAAACGGUUGUGAUCUUGAUGAGAAGAAAUUAUUUUGUACAGGGUGCCGGGUUGCCGGGCAGAUUCAAGGCAGAGAAAGUGGAGUUUCACUGGGGUCAAAGCAACGGAUCAGCUGGCUCUGAGCACAGCAUCAAUGGCAAGAGGUUCCCCGUUGAGAUGCAAAUUUACUUCUACAAUCCUGAUGACUUUGACAGUUUUGGAACAGCAGUUCUAGAAAACAGGGUAGUAGGAGCCAUGGCCGUGUUUUUUCAAGUCAGUCAGAGGGACAAUCCAGCACUGGAUCCCAUUAUCCAUGGGUUGAAGGGCGUCGUACAUCACGAGAAGGAGACCUUUCUGGAUCCCUUUGUGCUGAGGGACCUUCUGCCGACAUCGCUGGGGAGUUACUACCGCUACGCGGGUUCUCUGACUACUCCUCCGUGUAGCGAGAUCGUGGAGUGGAUCAUUUUUCGGAAGCCUGUUCCCAUUUCUUACCAUCAGCUGGAGGCGUUCUACUCCAUAUUCACCACUGAGCAGCAAGACCACGUCAAGUCCGUGGAGUACCUGAGGAAUAACUUCCGACCACAGCAAAGCCUGAACAACAGGAAGGUGUCUAAGUCUGCUGUGAAGGAUGCUUGGAGCCAAGAUAUGACAGACAUCUUGGAAAAUCCACUCGGCACAGAAGCUUCCAAAGCAUGCAGCACUCCCCCGGUCAACAUGAAAGUGCAGCCUGUGAACAGGACAGCAUUGCUUGUAACCUGGAACCAGCCAGAAACCAUCUACCACCCUCCGAUCAUAAACUACAUGAUCUCCUAUAGCUGGACUAAAAAUGAAGAUGAAAAAGAGAAGACUUUCACCAAGGACAGUGACAAGGACCUGAAGGCCAUCAUUAGCCAUGUCUCACCUGACAUCCUUUAUCUGUUCAGAGUUCAAGCAGUUUGCCGAAAUGAAAUGCGUAGUGACUUUAGCCAGACUAUGCUCUUUCAAGCUAACACUACUCGAAUUUUCGAGGGGACCAGAAUUGUGAAAACAGGAGUGCCCACAGCAUCUCCUGCCUCCUCAGCUGACAUGGCUCCCAUCAGCUCCGGCUCCUCCACCUGGACCUCCUCGGGGCUCCCCUUCUCCUUUGUGUCCAUGGCCACAGGGAUGGGGCCUUCCUCCAGCGGCAGCCAGGCCACCGUGGCCUCAGUGGUGACGAGCACCUUGCUGGCAGGGCUGGGCUUCAGCGGUGGUGGCAUUUCCUCCUUCCCCAGCAGCGUGUGGCCCACCCGGCUCCCUGCGGCGGCCGCCCCCAGCAAGCAGGCGGGACGGCCGGUGGUGGCCACCACCGAGGCCGCUGCUGCCGCCUCCCCGGGGCCAGAGCGGGACUCGGCGCUGACGAAGGACGGCGAGGGAGCCGAGGAGGGGGAGAAGGAUGAAAAGAGUGAAAGUGAGGAUGGGGAGCGGGAGCACGAGGAAGAGGAAGAAAAGGAUGCUGAGAAGAAGGAGAAAAACAGGGUGACAGCGGCCACAGAGGCGCGCAAUAGCACAGAGUCCAAUGUGGCCACGGCUUCCCCCAACCGGACUGCCGAGGAGGAAGGAAAUAAAACCAUACCGGGGGAAGAUCCAAACCAAAACAUUGCCCCCACGGCUGGAGGUCCUGAGGAGGAGAGCUUUGCCGAAGCAGACACUCAGCCCCAGCCGCUCCCUUCCACCCAAGUGCCGCCAGCGUUCACCAACGAACUUUACCUGGGGAAGAUCCCAAGAAGACCAGAGACAACAAGAAAGCCUCCUCCAAAGGAGGACAGAUUUCCAGAGGAAUACCCCUCAGAUAACAAAUUCAUCACCAUUAACCCAGCCGACAAGAACAGCUCCAGCAUGGCCACGAGACCUUCUCCUGGUAAAAUGGAAUGGAUCAUCCCGCUUAUUGUGGUCUCAGCAUUGACCUUUGUGUGCCUCAUUCUUCUCAUUGCUGUGCUUGUCUACUGGAGAAAGUGUUUUCAGACUGCCCAUUUCUAUGUGGAGGACAGCAGUUCCCCCCGCGUGGUCCCCAAUGAAAGUAUUCCCAUUAUACCUAUUCCAGAUGAUAUGGAAGCAAUUCCAGUCAAGCAGUUUGUUAAACACAUCAGUGAGCUGUAUUCUAAUAACCAGCAUGGAUUCUCGGAAGACUUUGAGGAAGUGCAGCGCUGUACGGCCGACAUGAACAUCACUGCAGAGCAUUCCAACCACCCCGACAACAAGCACAAGAACAGAUACAUCAACAUCCUCGCCUAUGAUCACAGCAGGGUGAAGCUAAGGCCUUUACCAGGAAAAGAUUCUAAGCACAGUGACUACAUUAAUGCGAAUUAUGUUGAUGGUUACAACAAAGCAAAAGCCUACAUUGCUACCCAGGGACCUUUAAAGUCUACCUUUGAAGAUUUCUGGAGGAUGAUUUGGGAACAAAAUACUGGAAUCAUUGUCAUGAUCACAAACCUUGUUGAAAAAGGAAGAAGAAAAUGCGAUCAGUACUGGCCGUCGGAGAACAGCGAGGAGUAUGGCAACAUAAUCGUCACGCUGAAGAGCACAAACGUUCACGCCUGCUACACUGCGCCGCUUCACAGUCAGGAACACAAAGAUGAAAAAGGUGAGUAAAGAAACCCCAAAGGGCGGCAGAACGAGAGAACGGUUAUUCAGUAUCACUACACUCAGUGGCCCGACAUGGGUGUGCCGGAGUACGCUCUGCCCGUGCUAACCUUCGUUAGGAGAUCCUCCGCAGCCAGAACCCCGGACAUGGGACCAGUGGUGGUGCACUGCAGUGCUGGUGUUGGCAGAACUGGUACCUACAUUGUGAUAGACAGUAUGCUGCAACAGAUAAAAGACAAAAGCACAGUUAAUGUCCUGGGUUUCCUGAAACAUAUCAGGACACAGCGCAACUACCUCGUCCAGACAGAGGAGCAGUACAUUUUUAUUCAUGAUGCCUUGUUGGAAGCCAUCCUUGGGAAGGAGACUGAAGUAUCUGCAAACCAGCUGCAUAGUUAUGUUAACAGCAUCCUCAUACCUGGCAUAGGAGGAAAGACACGACUAGAAAAACAGUUCAAGCUGGUUACACAGUGUAAUGCAAAAUACGUGGAAUGCUUCAGUGCUCAGAAAGACUGCAACAAAGAGAAGAACAGGAACUCAUCAGUCGUGCCGUCUGAGCGUGCUAGAGUGGGCUUGGCACCGCUGCCUGGAAUGAAGGGAACAGAUUACAUUAAUGCCUCUUAUAUCAUGGGCUACUACAGGAGUAACGAGUUCAUCAUAACCCAACAUCCGCUGCCACAUACGACUAAAGAUUUCUGGCGAAUGAUCUGGGAUCACAACGCACAGAUCAUCGUCAUGCUGCCGGACAACCAGAGCCUGGCAGAAGAUGAGUUUGUGUACUGGCCAAGUCGUGAGGAAUCCAUGAACUGUGAGGCCUUUACUGUGACCCUUAUCAGCAAAGACAGACUGUGCCUCUCUAACGAAGAGCAAAUUAUCAUCCAUGACUUUAUCCUUGAAGCUACCCAGGAUGACUACGUUCUGGAAGUCCGCCACUUUCAGUGUCCUAAAUGGCCAAACCCAGACGCUCCCAUAAGCAGUACCUUUGAACUGAUCAACGUAAUCAAGGAAGAGGCCUUAACAAGGGAUGGCCCCACCAUAGUUCAUGAUGAGUACGGAGCUGUGUCAGCAGGAACGCUAUGUGCCCUUACCACUCUGUCCCAGCAGCUGGAGAAUGAAAAUGCUGUCGAUGUUUUCCAGGUGGCAAAGAUGAUAAAUCUUAUGCGGCCUGGAGUAUUUACAGACAUUGAACAGUACCAGUUUCUUUAUAAGGCAAUGCUAAGCUUGGUCAGCACUAAGGAAAAUGGAAACGGUCCCAUGACACUGGACAAAAAUGGUGCUGUGAUGGCCAGUGAUGAAUCUGAUCCCGCAGAAAGCAUGGAGUCUCUUGUCUAAUUGGAAACCUGAAAAGGCACUUAAUUUGUAGAACUUCUGAAGACUGAGUGAACUUUUUUGAGGCCUUUUUUGCCAGACUCUAGGUUAUACAAUAACCCAAUUACUUUUUUACACUGAUAAAAGUUUUGAUAUUUAUUUUUUGCCAUUUUAUGUCUUAAUGGUAUCCUACUGAGCAUUUGCACCUCUGUUUAUUUCACACAGUGAAACGCAAUUUUAUCUAGUUUGCACUAUAUGAUCAGUGUUACUGCCUAUAAUACUCUAAUACAAGACAAGCCCUGAUGUGACAUUCCAUGACAACACACGUACGCUUUUUCUGUUUUGUUUAAAUGCAGUGAAGUUUUGCUAACUACAGUGACCCUCGAAUCUUAAAUCUUGAAUGCUAGGCCAGAUGGAUUCUUUCUACAACAGAUACUGUACCCCUUCAUACCAUAUUUAUUAUUUUAAUGAUCAUGUCACAGUUUUGGUAACGGUAUUCUGCAUUCCAGUGGAGUGGAUGAGCAGCGUUCAUCCUUUCUUGACAAAACGUGGCAGGUGAUUAUUAGCUACAGUGAAGGUGUAACAGCCUUGUGGAGCUGAAACCAUUUUUUCUGUAUUGUUUCAAAUUGCUGUUUUGUACACUUACAGGCCUAAGACUUGCUUCACAUGGAAUACAUAAAUUACAUACAAUAUAAUUAUAAAUCAGAUGCAAUUCAUAUGCGGGGAGCAGCGAUAGGUUUCCAAUUUGCAAUUUCAAAGUUUCCCCAUGUAUUCAGAAAAACGUCAAUUUUAGUUUAUAACCAGCCCUAUGAUGGGAAAGUAUUUUGGUUUUAUUCUCAUCAGAGCCAAUACAGUGAGAAAUCUACUACAACCCAAAAUCAGACCUGUUUGCAGAUAUAUUGAAGGUAGCAAUAUUUUACAUUACUAAGCUAUUCAAUAUUUUAAACACAUUAAUUUCCUUACUAUUUCUUGAAUAUGACCUCACACCUAAUGGUAUGUUACAUGAUGACAGGCGUUUCUUAAUUUCAUAACUGUUAGAUGCCAUUUUUACAGGUGUGUAAUUUUCAUACUUUAGUGCUAAAACAUAAAGUACUGAUCCAUAUUUACUGGUGAAGCAAACUAAUAAAAAAACUACCUAUA
This is a messenger RNA of Charadrius vociferus (killdeer), 5298 nucleotides long. It is a transcript of the gene PTPRG, whose product is annotated as protein tyrosine phosphatase, receptor type, G. NCBI's taxonomy places the organism in Eukaryota, Metazoa, Chordata, Aves, Charadriiformes, Charadriidae. The record is from RefSeq and is a predicted model, not a curated record. Gene Ontology annotation, molecular function: protein tyrosine phosphatase activity; protein binding. Gene Ontology annotation, biological process: protein dephosphorylation.